Sphenostylis stenocarpa is the source of this 1392-nucleotide messenger RNA. NCBI's taxonomy places the organism in Eukaryota, Viridiplantae, Streptophyta, Magnoliopsida, Fabales, Fabaceae. The record is from the annotation of a GenBank genome assembly.
AUGGGGGGAGCAGCCACAGUGGUUUGUCUGCAACAGCUAAAAUCAAUUCUUGGCCUUGAACAUUUCACUCACGAGGCCGAUCUCGUCUCAGUUAUGCGCUCUAUUUUCACCCAAACUCAUCAGUGGAGGUGGGAAAGCGCUGUGUUGGGUUGUUGCUUUAUUUUCUUCCUCCUUGUCACAAGAUAUUUCAGCAAACGACAACCAAAGUUCUUCUGGGUGUCAGCAAUGGCACCGUUGACGUCUGUUAUACUGGGAAGUUUACUGGUUUAUGUCACACACGCUGAGAAGCAUGGAGUUCAAGUGAUAGGAAAAUUGAAGAAGGGGCUGAAUCCACCUUCCGUGACGGAUUUGGUGUUUGUGUCACCUUAUCUGGGCACUGUCAUAAAAACUGGACUUGUCACUGGCAUUAUAGCACUUGCGGAAGGAAUAGCAGUGGGUAGAAGCUUUGCAAUGUUUAAAAAUUAUCAUAUUGAUGGAAACAAAGAGAUGAUAGCUAUUGGAACCAUGAACAUUUUUGGUUCGUUCACCUCUUGCUAUCUCACCACAGGACCUUUUUCACGAUCAGCUGUGAACUAUAAUGCUGGGUGCAAGACUGCUGCAUCGAACAUUGUGAUGGCAAUAGCAGUGAUGUUAACUUUGUUAUUCUUAACACCCUUGUUCCAUUUCACUCCCCUGGUGGUGCUAUCGGCCAUAAUUGUGUCAGCAAUGCUCGGACUCAUUGAUUAUCAAGCAGCCUUUCAUUUGUGGAAAAUCGACAAAUUUGAUUUCUUAGUGUGCUUCAGUGCUUAUGUUGGCGUGGUCUUUGGCAGUGUUGAAAUUGGCCUAGUCAUAGCAGUUGCAGUAUCUCUACUUCGAUUACUUCUAUUUAUUGCAAGGCCAAGGACAUUUCUCUUAGGAAACAUUCCAAAUUCUGCAGUAUACAGAAAUGUGGAACAAUAUCCAAAUGCAAAUCAUAUUCCUGGAAUCCUAAUUCUUGAAAUUGAUGCUCCCAUUUACUUUGCCAAUGCAAGCUAUAUAAGAGAAAGGAUCACAAGGUGGAUUGAUGAAGAGGAAGAUAGAAUUAAAGUUUCGGGGCAAACCAGUUUGCAGUAUGUUAUUAUGGAUAUGACAGCUGUUGGAAACAUUGAUACAAGCGGAAUAAGCAUGAUUGAAGAGUGCAAGAAAACUGUUGACAGAAGAGGCUUACAACUUGUUUUGGUGAAUCCAGGAAGCGAGGUGAUGAAGAAGCUGAACAAAUCUAAGUUCCUUGAUGAACUAGGGCAUAAAUGGAUCUAUCUGACAGUUGAAGAGGCUGUUGGUGCAUGCAAUUUCAUGGUCAACACACACAAACCAAACCCCAUGAAGGAUGAUUCAGAAGAAUUUGAAGACUUAGCAGAAUUUUUUAAAACAUAA